This is a messenger RNA of Sebastes umbrosus (honeycomb rockfish), 2113 nucleotides long. RefSeq names its product butyrophilin subfamily 2 member A1-like. The record is from RefSeq and is a predicted model, not a curated record. The transcript has 6 exons. The coding region runs from base 63 to 1484 and encodes 473 amino acids. NCBI's taxonomy places the organism in Eukaryota, Metazoa, Chordata, Actinopteri, Perciformes, Sebastidae.
UGCUGUAAGCUUUCCUUUGGGGUGAGGCGACUCUUUUGACACACAAGCAACAGGACUCCAGGAUGAUUCACAUGGAGGACAGACUCCUCUUGAACCCUCAGCUUAGUGACUUCAGUGAACUGGUCUUGCAUCACAUUGUUGUACUCCUUCUCUUAACCCACUCUUGUGGAGGUCAGUCUCAGGUGAUCGGUACAUCUCAGCCAACAGUGGCAAUGGUUGGCGAUGACAUCAUUUUGCCAUGUCACCUGGAUACUGGUGUAGAUGCUACUGACCGGACUGUGGAGUGGGCGAGAUCUGACUUAGAUCCCAGAUUUGUCUAUUUGAGGCGAGACAGUGUGGAGCUUCACCUUGAGGAGCAUCCAUUGUACAUGGGGAGAACAUCGCUGUUCACCAACAACCUUAAGUGUGGAGACAUUUCACUGAAACUCUCUAAAGUGAAACUCUCUGAUGCAGGAAGCUACAGAUGCCUCGUUCCCAAAUCUAUAGAUGUUGUGGUUGAGCUCACUGUGGGUUCCGUCUCCUCACCGGACAUAGAUAUUUCCAAAGUCAGCAAUGGAGUGCUGUUAGAGUGUAAAUCUAAAGGCUGGUAUCCAGAGCCUGAGGUGUUGUGGCUGGACGGUGAGGGAAACCUCCUCUCUGCUGGACCUCCAGAGACAGUCAGAGGUCCUGAUGACCUCUAUACUGUCAGCAGCAGAGUGACUGUGGAGAAGAGACACAGCAACAGCUUCACCUGUAGAGUCCAACAGAAGAACACCAACCAGACCAGAGAGGCACACGUCCAUCUGCCAGCUGAUCUCUUUAUGGUUCAGUCUAUUCCUGCUGUCCGCAUCACCAUCAUCUUGGCAGUGUGCAUUGUGCCUAUUGUUGUCUUCAUUGUGUGGAAAUGGAGAUUAAACAAAACCAAAACCACAAAAAGCGGCAUUGAACUUCAGCCUCUAAAUGAGGGAGAAGGUGACAGAGAGAAGCUCAUGGCAAAAAGUCAGAAAAUUACCUAUUUGGACAACACAAAGGCAAAUCUUGAUGAGGACUUGCGGAGGAAUGAGGGAGAAUUGCAACAUGUACUACAGGUGAUUAUAGCACUUGGGAACCAGAAGAAGGAUCUGAAGGGUCAGAGAGAGAAACUCAUCUCACUACAGCAGAAAGACAAGACACAGAUAGAAGAGAACAAGAAGAAGCUGGAUAACACCCCAGUAACGCAAGAAAAAAAAAAAAUGAGUAAGCGUGAAAAGACCAAAGAGGAUCUGGAGAGGAGAAAGACAGAACAUGAGAAACUGUUACAGAACACAGAUAAACUACUGGAGACAACAGAGGAGAUGAUUAAUACAAUGACAGAAAGGAAGGGGAAACUAGAGAGAGAUAAAGAGCAAAUAAAUAAAAACCUGAAAGAGACGGAGAGACAGACGGAGAUUCAGAGGAAACUUCAGCUGGAUCAGUCAGAGAGAGAAGAGGACAAAAAUAAUCCAUCAUCCAAUGAUCCUUUAUGAUUGUUUCACUUGAUAUUUAGUUAAAAUCACAUAAUUUGUAAACAUUUAUAACAUCUGAUUCAUUAAUUUUAGAUCCCUAGUACCAUCAGUUUAAGCAAUCUGACUUGCUGUUCCACACAAGAUGUGGCCACAGUGAACUUUGGUCUAUUUUCUGCUCAGAUCCUGCAGGUCAUGUGACUAAAGCAACAUUAAUAUAUGGCAAUACAUAAAACAAUGCUCCAGUGACCCAGUGCUUGAAUUAGUUCUAUAGGAAUCAUUUUUUUUCUCAUCUUUGUGUUGCAUAAUGUUGCCUGUUUUUUUAUUGAACACUAAUAUUCUAUUGUAUUUGUUUUAAAUUCAUAUGACAUCAAUAAUGCUUUGUACAAGUGAUUAAAUAAUCCUGAAUAAUGUAAGGUAUGUUAUAUCGGUCACUAUUGAAUUGUUCUGUUUACUUCAGAUUAGAGUAAACAGGUGGUGAGAUAAGCUCAAAACUGAAAUGAGAGAGAGAAAACUCUGCAGCAUUAUCAGUCGGUCAGCAGUUUCCACCCAACAAUACCAAGUCAACGAAAAAUAUAAUCAUAACCAACCUGAUGUUUUGUAGGUGAGAAAUACAGACGUUUUGUGUCAUUUUUGUAACUGUAUAUGUUGCU